Chelmon rostratus (copperband butterflyfish) is the source of this 5949-nucleotide messenger RNA. Its product is annotated as prolyl 4-hydroxylase subunit alpha-1-like. Gene Ontology annotation, cellular component: endoplasmic reticulum. Bases 115 to 1809 code for a protein of 564 amino acids. Gene Ontology annotation, biological process: peptidyl-proline hydroxylation to 4-hydroxy-L-proline. Gene Ontology annotation, molecular function: L-ascorbic acid binding; protein binding; procollagen-proline 4-dioxygenase activity. The transcript has 16 exons. The record is from RefSeq and is a predicted model, not a curated record. NCBI's taxonomy places the organism in Eukaryota, Metazoa, Chordata, Actinopteri, Chaetodontiformes, Chaetodontidae.
GUUGUGCGUUUGUUGCUGCUAGCUUCACUUUGGAGCAACAGAACAGGGAAUCUGAGGAAUUUAUGGUCUAUAUCUGAAACCGACGAGCGGUCUUCUGUUGUCACGGUUGACCUCAUGGAUAAAUACGGCCGGAUGACUUCCUGUUGGUUGCUGAUCCACAUCCUCCUCUUCUCCUGCUCUUCAGCUCACAAUGACUUCUUCACCUCCAUCGGUCACAUGACUGACCUGCUGUUCACAGAGAAGGACCUGGUCGCCUCACUGAAAGACUACAUCAGAGCUGAGGAGAACAAACUGGAGCAGAUAAAGAAAUGGGCGGACAAACUGGACGUCCUCUCCGCAGCGGCCACGCAGGACCCCGAGGGUUUCCUGGGACACCCGGUGAACGCAUUCAAACUGAUGAAGAGACUCAACACAGAGUGGGGGCAGCUGGAGAACCUGGUGCUCACUGACAUGUCUGAUGUGUUCAUCUCUAACCUCACCAUCCAGAGGCAGUACUUCCCCAACGAUGACGACCAGAUCGGCGCUGCCAAAGCUCUGAUGAGGCUGCAGGACACCUACCAGCUGGACACCAACACCAUCUCCACUGGAGAGCUGCCAGGCUCAUCCUCCUCUCACCGUAGCAUUCUGACUGUGGACGACUGCUACGACCUCGGGAAGGUGGCGUACUCCGAGGCAGACUACUACCACACAGAGCUGUGGAUGGUUCAGGCCCUGAGGCAGCUGGAUCAGGAUGAGACGUCCAACACCGUGGACACUGUCACCAUCCUGGACUACCUGAGCUACUCCGUCUACCAGCAGGGGGAGCUGGACAGAGCGCUGGACUUCACCAAGAGGCUGCUGGAGCUCGACCCAGCACACCAGCGAGCCAAAGGGAACCUGAGGUACUUUGAGUAUCAGCUGACUAAACAGAAGAAGAUGGAGGAAAGAGAGGAGGAGGAGGAGGAGACUGAGGGGAGACAGAGAAAGGGUCGACCUGACGAUUACCUUCCAGAGAGGAAGAAGUACGAACAGCUGUGUCGCGGCGAGGGCCUCAGGAUGACUCCUCGCAGGCAGAGCCGCCUCUUCUGCCGUUACUAUGACAACAAUCGGCACCCGAAAUACGUGAUCGGUCCGGUGAAGCAGGAAGACGAGUGGGACCACCCCCGCAUCGUCCGAUACCACAACAUCGUGUCUGACAGGGAGAUGGAGAAGGUCAAAGAGCUGGCCAAGCCCAGGCUGCGUCGAGCCACCAUCUCUAACCCCGUAACCGGUGUGCUGGAGACGGCCCACUACCGCAUCAGUAAGAGACGUGCCACGGUGCAUGACCCUCAGACAGGCAAACUGACCACGGCCCAUUACAGAGUCUCCAAGAGUGCUUGGCUCGGAGCAUUCGAACAUCCGGUGGUGGACGAGAUCAACCAGAGGAUCGAGGACCUCACCGGCCUGGACGUCACCACUGCCGAGGACCUGCAGGUGGCGAACUAUGGUGUCGGAGGACAGUACGAACCUCACUUCGACUUUGGACGGAAAGAUGAACCAGAUGCUUUUGAAGAGUUGGGGACAGGAAACAGAAUUGCCACCUGGCUGCUUUACAUGAGUGAUGUGCAGGCAGGGGGCGCCACAGUCUUCACUGACAUUGGAGCAUCUGUGUGGCCCAAAAAGGGCACGGCCGUGUUCUGGUACAACCUGCACCCCAGUGGAGAAGGAGACUAUCGGACCCGACACGCUGCCUGUCCUGUUCUAGUCGGCAACAAGUGGGUGUCCAAUAAAUGGAUCCAUGAGCGAGGGCAGGAGUUCAGGAGGCGCUGUGGCCUCCAAGAGUACCACUGACCACCGUCCGCCCUCCUCCUUCAUCUCAGACCUCCUCCUCCUCCUCAUCCUCCUCCUCUUCAGCCGUCAGUCUGAGGCGGUGGCUGCACGUGAUUUGACACAUUUAUUUUUUAUCAGAAAAGUGUGUGUGUGUGAGUGAGUGUGUUAGUUCCACUGAUAACUUAUUUUUUAAACGCUGAUGAUCAAAACCAAGUUUCAAAAACUGAUACUCAAUAACACUGAAAUAAUGACACAUUGUUACUUCAGAUUUCCUUUUUUUUUCCAUUAAAUUCCAUCAACGUAUCAAUUAAUGAUGAUGGUGUUUUGGUCUUUUUAAUGAGAUAAUGGCCACAAUUCACUCUUUUCUUUAUUUAGCAUUUAAUAAAUGCUGGGAGGUAAAGUCAGAUGUUAUUGGGAUGAUUAAAAGAUAAAUUAACUGUAGCAUAUUAAGGUGUGUGUGCGUGUGCGUGCGGGUGUGUGUGUGUGUGCUCUGAGCAUGAAAACAUCUCUGAAUGAAUUGAAGAAUGAAAUGUUCUACAGUAUAAAGUUCAGGUUUUAGUGUCAUUUCACAGAUUAAGAAUACCAUAAUACAUUACAAUAUUAUUCUACAUUUAUUUAUCCAUUAACAAGUUUCAAAUUUGGAAACCUCUCAGUUUGCACCUUAAUUAAUUGAAAACUCCGGCCCUUUAUUACAAGAUAGAAUUUGAUUAGCAGCUGUAAUGAUAUUUUCCAUGUUAAUUAGGCCUUUACUUCAUGCAGAAAACCCUUUAACAACUCUUAAAAUAUUAUUAUUCAUCAUUUUAUUCAUCAAUUAAUCCCACAUUUGGGCGAAACCCCUGAGGUUGUGCAUUAUUAAUAGAUUAUUAAUAGAUUAUUAAUAGAUUAUUAAUAGAGUAUUAGAUAGAAAAGUGCUAAUUUAUGACCCUUUUGAAAUCCAUCUGUCUAAACUCUGAAUAUAAGAAUCCAUAAAAUAUCAAAUAUUUCAUAUUAUUGUUACCAUGACGACUGCUGCAGGGUCAACACAAAGCUUCCCUGUUUUGCUUUCCGCCUGAAACGUGUUUUUCUCAUAGCCGCUGCUCUUCACACUGUGACACUUUCAGUAAAAAGUCAAAUCACUCCGUUGCUCGUCUUUCAGCCUCCUCUGAGUCACCUCUUUGCUGAAGACUCUCCAGGUGUUAUUCGCACAAAGUUGAAAAAAAAAUUGUCACGCAAAGAAUAAUUUAAUUACCUGAGUCACGUAACAGCUGAUGUGCCUCUAAGGGAAAGUAACGGACAAAUGAAACCCUGUAAUGUGUAUUUUUAUAAUAACAGUGUUUGAACUGACUGUGUGUUAUCAGCUGACUCUGCAGCUCUCAGCUUCAAGGAGCUUUAUCGUGACUUUCAGCUCAUUGUUUAUCGGUCCGGACAAACAGAGGCCAGGCGAGACCGGCUGGAGCCAGAUAUUUCCCUCAGGAGCCGGAGGAGACCAAACACAGAGCUAAAAGAGAGAGACUCCUGGACCGACACAAACACGGCUCCGCAUCAACCGUCAUGUUGUUGUGUAGCUGCUGGAUGUGGAAAACAAACGAUCGAUAACGAGCUCAAAAUCAUUUCCCCAUGAAACGAAAUGCUCCAUCUCCAGAAUUCUGACACAAAUAUACAGAAACUCUGCAGACCAGCUGUGGGUUGGUUAUAAUUCGUAUUGUUUCACCUGCAGAGGUGGAAUGUAACUCAGUACAUUUACUCAAGUACUGUUGAGGUACUGGAUUCUUUUCACGCUGCUGUUUUGUACAAUUCUACUCCAUUACAUUUAUCUGACAGCUUUAGUUAAUUUACAGUUAAGAUUUGAUUUUGUUAUAAAUUAAAGUACCAACAGUUUAUACAAGUACAGCUGAAACAAUUAGUUGAUUAAUCAAUUAGUUGAUAAUGAUUGAUCGUCUAUUGUGAUGAUGGUUUCAGUGACUUUUCCUGUAAAAUCAUUGGAUGUUUCAGCUUCUCAGAUGUUUGAUUUGCUGCUUUAAUGAUUUGAAUGUGUUUGUAAUAAUGUCGAGCUUUGGACUAAACAAACACUGUGAAGGCGUCACUUUGGCCUCAUCGUCACCACAUUUCUCACUAUUAUUCACAAUGUUUCCAAACCAAACGAUCGAUCCAUUAAUGGAGGAACUAAUCAGCAGAUUCAUCCAGAAUGAAAAGAAUCAUUAGUUGCAGUCUGAUACAAAACAGCUGAAAAUGAGCCUCAACCAGCUCCAACAGUAAAAUCCUGCUUUGACCUGAACGACUGAGUCACAAUAAUCUGAUGAGAUCAGACAGAACAGCAGAACAGUCACAGGGACAUUUUACUGCUCUGAGUACUUGUACUUAAUUACUUGAAGUGCAUUCUCCUGAUUAUACUUACAUACUUUUACUGAAGUAAUGCAGGACUUUGUGGUGUUAGUACUUUUGUAGUAGUAUUGUAGUAUUUGUACACUAUGGAAUUAGUGUAUUAGUACUUUUACUGUAGUAAAUUAUCUGAAAUGUUCCUCCAGCACUGGUCAGCUGACCUCAGCAUGAAUGACAGGUUAAAUGCUGCUGCAGAUUCUAAUCGUGUCACUUGACCACCUGACACACUUCCCCCUCCCACUCUGACCCAUUACAGAGCCCUCUUACCCACAACUACUGUGUGUGUGUGUGUGUGUGUGUGUGUGUGUGUGUGUGUGUGCGCGUGUGUGCGUGCGUGUUUUAUUUCAGCCUUGAGGUCAUUCACUCGCUGCAGGGACAAACAAACUAUGACUCUCCUCUCUUCUGCCUCCUCUUUUUUUCUUUUCUUUGAACAGACAAACUCAUGCAGCUGCUCUGAAGGUCAUAUUUGACUUUUUCCCCCUUUUAAUCUGAAUUUUAACAGUUGUCACAUGAAUGUAGCACGAGUGCAGAUAUUUUUAAACCUCUCAAACAACAGAGAGAAGUCUGUAAAUGGAAUCCAAGAAUUCAACUUUUCAACCUUCUUUCUCUCUCUGAGAGUCAGAUGUGCCGUUUAAUUUGCUUUCAUGUCUGCACAUUUAAAAUGAAGCUACAGCAAGCAGCUGCUUAGUUUAGUUUAGCUUAGCUUAGCUUACCUUAGCUUUGCUUUCUUUAGCAUCAUUUGGUCAGGACCAGAUUGAAGAUCAAACUUCUUAUCUAACAUGGCGGGUUGUAAAGUAGUUAACACUGAUCAUAACUUUGCAUGACGAUGGUGAUUGUGAUCUGAUACCUGUGGUGCAGCCGGGUCACAUGACCUGAAAACAUGUGAGCAAUGUGUCACAGACUGUGUGGACCAAUCAGGACUUCACUACUGUCAGCAAACAACCAGAGAGACAAAACAGGAAGUGGUGGAAGAAGUACUCAGAUCAUUUACUUCAGUUGAAGUAGUAGUGGCACAAUGUAAAAAUACGUUGUUGCGAUCAAAGUACAGAAGGACGAACAUCAAAAUAUAAUCAAAGUACCAAAAGUAAAAGUAGUCAUUAUGCAAGGUGGCCCCUAAUUAUGUGUGUGUCAUGUGUUCAUCACUUUAAUGGUGCAGCUGGUACAGAUGGAGCUCAUUUUAGUUACUUUAGUUACUACUGCUGUGGAGUUUUAUCCAUAAUUUAUCAUAACCGAUUAGUUGAUUAAAUUUUGAGUCAGUAAUCUGAAGCUGUCAGGUAAUUGUAGUGCAGUAAAAUGUACAAUACGUCCCUCUGAGAUUUGGAUUGGAAGUAGAAAGUAGCAGAAACUGGAAAUACUCAAGUACAAGUACCUCAGAAUUGUACAGUAGUUGAGAAAAUGUACUUCUACACCAGGAAAAGAGGAGAUGGGACAGAUUUAAAAGAUGAGCUAGCUGCAUUAUGGAAGUAUGAAUAAAAUAGUUGUUAUAUGAGUCUUCAGCUGUGAGAGUUUUACAUGAAUCGAGUGUCUUCGUCCUGGUGGCUGAGUGAAGGUUCACUGCUGCACUCACUCAUUUUCACUCCAUCUGCAAGUGAGCUGUUUUAAUAUCCACUGUCACUGACCUCAGAUCUGUUUCACUGCCGUACGUCUGCUGCACAGCACAGCUUUGGUUUAGCAGAGGUGUGUGAGUCACGCUGCUGUUCGCGUGUGAGUGACUGAGACGACUGUUCAAAGACAUAAAUGUUGAGAAUGUUCUGGAAGAUGUUUCUAAUCACAAUGAAUAAAGAAUGAAGCACUGCUGCAACU